AUGCAAGGGACCACGCGCAAAGGAACCGGCCACGAGCUUCGCUACGAGCUUCACGUCGAGUAUCAACCGGAGCCAGACCAGUUCGAAGCGAACCAGGGCAUGGGUCUACAUCUGCUAGCUGGCCCGGGACGAGAUCGACGCGAAGCCGUUCUACAGACAGCUGUUUCCCGUGCUGAACUUGCUCCAGGCGUUGGUUUCGCUGCCGGUCAUCUAUUACCUGCUGGCGGUGGUGUACGCGCGACGGACGUCGAAGAGGACGAAACCGUCAGUCAUGCCGACUCAUCCUCCACCCUCCUCGUCCGCUGCACCGGCGUCACCACCCUCGGCUACUUCGAGCUAGGCAACCGGUACAAUUCCGGCCAGCACGGCCCUCUCUUCUCAGCACGCAGCGACCCGUCCGACCUUUCGACCAUAGACGGCUUCAUCCGCGACACCAAAAUGACGGAGGUAGGCGGCAGUUUAUACCGGGACUAUGACCUGAUCAACGCGAUUGACGAGGCCUCUCUGGGCAACGAAUACUGCUAUUCCGAAAAAGCGAAAGAGCAGCAGGUGCCCAAGAGUCCCGGACCUCUCCUCUUAUCCCUCCACGCCCUCUUCGGCAAUGGCUCCGUCUUCCAUCUCGCGCAGGACCUCGCUCCCCUCGAGGCAACCAAUUCCUCGUCUUCAGCCCCCGAAGAAACCCUCUACCAGCUCCUCUGCCAAGCCCGCCCCUUCCCCUUCCGCCGCACCAGCGAGGAAAUGGCCCGACGAUGCUCAUACUACACCAAGUACUACGCCGGCACCCUGUGGACUAGCGAGAAACUGCACCAUCUCCUGCUUCUUCUUAUCCUGGGCGACUGGUUCGAUAUCGACUUUUCCGGUUACGACUCUGGGACCAGUUACCUCGAGAUGGCCAUGCACCUGGCUUCGCAGACCCUUAUGGAGGCGGCAACGUAUCCGGGUUAUCACUUCGAUGCCUUUCGAACUGACGAGGUGGAUAGGAUCUGGAGCUUGGAAGGUGAGGAGAUGAUUCGAUUUAUGGUUUCGGACACGGCCAUGAUCGUUCUGAGCGUGCUGGUGUGGCGCUGCAGGCCGUAG
Messenger RNA from Neurospora tetraspora, 1077 nucleotides. RefSeq lists its product as uncharacterized. The transcript has 2 exons. Lineage: Eukaryota; Fungi; Ascomycota; Sordariomycetes; Sordariales; Sordariaceae. The coding region runs from base 1 to 1077 and encodes 358 amino acids. The record is from RefSeq and is a predicted model, not a curated record.